Candidula unifasciata is the source of this 908-nucleotide messenger RNA. The record is from the annotation of a GenBank genome assembly. Lineage: Eukaryota; Metazoa; Mollusca; Gastropoda; Stylommatophora; Geomitridae.
AACUACCAACGAAGUUCCACAACCUGUUUGCACGCAUGCCCCAACUGAUGCUGACUGGAGUUUCCGUCCGUGUGGUCUAUAACCUGUCCGACGUAGAGGGUUGUGCCAGCCAGUGUGCUCGUCAGACCGUCUUCGAUUGUCGAUCCUUCGACGUGGACAACAAGCACCGGGCCUGUAAGCUUUACAACACCAGCCACGAGGAUGGAAAGGCAUAUCUUCAAGAGUCCAUCUAUACUGAUCAUUAUCGAACUGCCUUUGAGAAGCUGUUCAACCGUCUCCCAAACCACGUGCUCACGGUUAAACACAAGAGAAAGAUUCCGGAUGUCAGCGUGGAACAAUGCGCGCGCAGGUGUAUCUUUGAGCAGAGCUUCCGGUGUGCUGGCUUUGACUAUGAGCCCGGAUAUGCCAACUGUUGGCUCACGCACCUGACAGUCUCUGAGAGUGAUGGCGCCAAGUUUCAUCCAGGGGCAGACUUCUAUGAGCGGGAUUUUGGGGGCGCACUCUCUAAUUUCAUCAGUUAUGGAUCCGGCUCCCUGCCCUAUGUGGACGACCGACCCAUUUACACCAAGACCAUGUUUGGCCUUGACCUAGGGGCCUGUGCUCAAGUAUGCCUUUCACAGACCUCCUUCGAGUGUGCCAGUUUCGACUACUCCUUCGGUGAUCGAUCUUGUCAUAUGAGUCGCUACGUGGCGUCUAAUGUGGGUGGUAUCGAUAAUGACAACAACAUGCCCACCUAUCGUGUUAUGCAUUAUGAGAAGAAAGGGGUCAGUUUGGAGAGGUUCCAGGCCACGCCUUAUAGCAUCGUCCUGGGAGAGAACGACAAGACCUUGGAGAGAGUGACGGCCGAGAGAUGUGCCCAAGCCUGUCUGGAGGAGACUGCUUUCGUCUGUCGUUCCUUCGACUAUCAG